Messenger RNA from Trichoderma citrinoviride, 510 nucleotides. RefSeq lists its product as hypothetical. The transcript has a single exon. NCBI's taxonomy places the organism in Eukaryota, Fungi, Ascomycota, Sordariomycetes, Hypocreales, Hypocreaceae. Bases 1 to 510 code for a protein of 169 amino acids. The record is from RefSeq and is a predicted model, not a curated record.
AUGUCGUCCCAGUUCCCCCUCGACCACGACACAGCCCCCCAUCCCCUCACCAAGGGGUGGAUCCCCGGCUCCUACGUAAAGCAUGUGAAAGACUGGCUGGUCUCCCAGAACUCAAAAUGGAAGCCUGACAUGCUGGCCAGCAAGGCCGGCCGCGACAUUGAGCUCCAGAUGCUCCGCGAGCAGGGCCAACAACGCUUCGACAUCGCGAAUGUCAUGCGCGCCCUCGUCGGCAUGCACGGGGAUUUUGUCAGACGCAACUGGUCGACGCAUACGGAUGAGAAUCAAGUCUGGAGGGAUGUGCUGCAGUUUGCGAACCCGGAGUCUGUCAAAGAGUGGCCUCCGUUUAGAGAGAUGCUGGCGCACGAGGGGAACGGGGUGAAUGUAUUGGGCGAUCUUGACUUUAUGGACGAGUUUGAUCGGUUUGCGGCGGCGAAGGAUCUGAAUAACAAGGUUGUGGUGCUGAUGAAUAUUCAGGAUUGCCCGAGGUGGAGUCAGCAGAACUGGCAGUAG